This is a messenger RNA of Rhinichthys klamathensis goyatoka, 978 nucleotides long. RefSeq names its product trace amine-associated receptor 11 (gene taar11). The coding region runs from base 1 to 978 and encodes 325 amino acids. Lineage: Eukaryota; Metazoa; Chordata; Actinopteri; Cypriniformes; Leuciscidae. Gene Ontology annotation, cellular component: membrane. Gene Ontology annotation, molecular function: trace-amine receptor activity. The record is from RefSeq and is a predicted model, not a curated record. Gene Ontology annotation, biological process: G protein-coupled receptor signaling pathway. The transcript is spliced from 2 exons.
AUGACUGUGAGUCAAUUGUGGACAGCAGAGUCUUUUGGCCUCUGUUUCGAACGACUGAAUGACUCAUGUGUAAAGACUGUCUAUUCUCCUGUCAUUCGUGCUCCCCUCUACUUCCUCUUUGCUAUAACCAUCAUUGUGAUUGUGUUCGGCAACCUGUGGGUCAUCUGCACCAUCUCCUUUUUCCAGGAGCUCCGCACACCCACCAACUACCUGAUCGUCUCGAUGGCCGUAGCCGACCUGCUCCUGGGCAGUUUUGUCAUGCCCCCCGGUAUGGUGCGCUCUUUGGAGACGUGCUGGUAUUUUGGAGACCUCUUCUGCAAGUUUCACUCCGGCACUGAUUUUACGCUGUGUAACGCAUCUGUUUUGCACCUCACGUUCAUUUCAAUUGACCGUUAUUACGCAGUUUGUCAACCACUGCAAUAUCACAGCAGAAUUACCACGCGUGUGAGCAUAGCCAUGAUCCUGUUCAGCUGGUGCUUCUCUGCCUUUAUUGGCUUUGGCAUCAUAUUCUCAGAGCUGAGAAUCGAGGUAAAAAGAACCGAGGAGCUGCAUGUUGCUUGCAAGGGAGGGUGUUUAGCAUUGCAUGGAAGAGAAAUCGGAGUGACAUAUUCGAUUGUGUUUUACUUCCUCCCCAUGUUUAUAAUUGUCAGCAUUUACAGCAGGAUUUUUGUUAUAGCACAGAAACAUAUUCGUGUUAUAAAUAACUACCCUUCAAACUCAUCAGUUAGUAAAAAGGAUCUGAAAGCCACUAAGACGCUUGCUAUUGUCAUUGGAGUUUUUAUGUCUUGCUGGACACCUUAUUUCAUGUGUAACAUCAUAGAUCCUGUGGUUAACCACACAAUACCAGCACUGUUAUAUGAGGUUCUAAUGUGGGUGGCUUAUUUGAAUGCAGUAUUUAACCCGAUGAUUUAUGCUUUCUUUUACGGCUGGUUCAGACAUACAUUUAGAAAAAUACUCUCUAUAGCUCUUUUUUUAUAG